AGCAUGAAAUACGGGAGUUUGGAGUUUGGUUUGGAGGGCCUGAGUUACAGGUUACAGCCACCAAGGUUUAAGAUAGACGGAUGAUGUUUGUUAUUCAUUUAAAUGACAUUUUUAUAAAUAAUGUUUUAAAUAAUGGACAACCUCGAACAGCAGUGUGAAGACGCGCUCUUCGAAUUAUGUGAUGCUCGAGAGCGGUAUCCUUUACAGUGUGCAAAUGAACUAGAAAAAUGUAUAAAACUUGAAACUGACUUACGUAUGAUGGAAGUACGGAAAUCAAAUAUAAUAGACAAACCAUCUUCUUGGGAACAUAAUAGAAAUUUGAAUACCGAUGUUACUGAAAAUAAAAUAAGUUUUAAAUAUUUAGAUCGUAAGCUACAUAGUAUUAUAAACAAAUUGGAUAAUUUAGAAGCAGUUAUGGAUCAAAUUGAACGAGAUAAGAAAUCUUUGGUUAAUAAAUUAUUACGAGGUUAAGUUUGAUACAUUUGACACAAUAAAAUAUGCAAAGUAAUAUUA
Osmia bicornis bicornis is the source of this 513-nucleotide messenger RNA. RefSeq lists its product as uncharacterized. The record is from RefSeq and is a predicted model, not a curated record. The transcript has 3 exons. Lineage: Eukaryota; Metazoa; Arthropoda; Insecta; Hymenoptera; Megachilidae. The coding region runs from base 133 to 471 and encodes 112 amino acids.